Messenger RNA from Lycium ferocissimum, 1539 nucleotides. RefSeq lists its product as uncharacterized. The coding region runs from base 870 to 1538 and encodes 222 amino acids. The transcript has a single exon. The record is from RefSeq and is a predicted model, not a curated record. Lineage: Eukaryota; Viridiplantae; Streptophyta; Magnoliopsida; Solanales; Solanaceae.
UUUUUAUUGGGAACGUAGCGUAGAAAGGGGUUCUUCCGCAGUGAAGCAAAUGAUCUAGCCAAUCAUUCUUCUACCUAUUAUCCAAGUUCGGUAUUCUGUAAGUUCCUAGGUCAUAUUCCAUUGAGAGUAAGAUCUGUUCGAUAUGUAAGUGGUAUAGUCACUACCUGUAAGGCAAGCCCCAUAGACACCUUACUACUUUCUAAGCUUUCUCUCUUGUCUCGCCAAUCUAGUAUUGCCAUAUAAGAGAACUGCCUUUAUGGGUAGAAUAUCUUUGAAAGAUAUCUUUCCCUUCUUUCACUACGCCCUUUCACUCUUGAACUACUUGAACAAGGAGGGCAGGGGGUGCUAUCGUAUAUAAGAAAAACUGCUGCAUUUUGGCAGCGGUUAGCUCUCUCUCUAACUAGAAAUUUGAUAAGAGAAGUGCGAAAGGAUUGCAGGCUAGAUUCAAGGUAUGCCAGUUGUCCACUCCACUUUCAAGAUUGGUUGAGUCUUAAGUGUACUUUAGUAAGAGUAUGAAGGAUCUAGUGGCCGUAAUUAUCUGUCCACUCAAGGCGUUGCAAGCAAAUGGUUUUUGAAAAGCGUUAGAAAUCGUGGUCAACAUUUUUCCAGUGCUUCAGCGGGCUUUGGCCUUUUUUUGUUAUAGGUAUUUAACCGGUUCGGAAGAGAAACUAUCAGUCAAUGACGUCUUCGUUGCCAAGGUAGAUCUUUUUCUUUGCCUUUCAAGAUAUUGCGUAUAAAGAGAAAGAUAGCCAGUCCUCUUGGGCGGCCGAGAGUGUUAUGUAAAAAAGACCAAGGAGGAUCCUAUCCUAAAGGAGAAGGAGGAGGAGUAGGAGCUAGCCUUCAAGGCGAAAUCCAUUAGAUAGAUAGAAAUGUACACGGAAUUCUUCGAAGCAGCCGUACCGGCCUUGACCAGUUUACAAGAGACUUUCAGCGGGAGACAAGGGGCGCUCCCACAGGUUCCCGAUGCCCUACCUGAAGCCCCACCGCGGGUUCCCGAUGCCCUACCUGAAGCCCCACCGCUGGUUCCCGAUUUGCCUCUACCCGAAAUAGUUGGGCAAGAAAGGGGGGAACCUUUUUUCAUAAUCCAAAAUGCAAGUAUGGAAGCUUCUAUGCUCAAUCGAGUAAGAAAGCUCGAAAGGGAAAAUCGCUUUUUUCUACUUGAUAAGGCGAAGGGGGAGUAUUGGUCAGAAGUCAAGACCGGACUCUCCAAUAGUGGCUCUCAGAGAGAGUAUUACCGAUUACUCGAUUUCGAGAAUAGGGAUCUGCAAAUCAGGGAGAGAAACCAUUCAUGUUUUUUUCUCUUUCAAGAGAUUCUGUCUCGGAAUCGUGCCUUGAGGGGGGAUGCUGCCAAUCCUACCGAGGACUUUAUGGAUUUCUUUUCCGAGAAGCGAGACGAACUCGACAAAAACCCCGAAUGGGGCCCGGCAGAGAAAGACAUAAAGGAGAUCGAGUUCGUUGAGCAAGUAAAACUCGAUCUUGCAGCACGCGGGCACGAGUCUCUCUAUAUAAAAGAAAUUACGGGGGCCGGCCGCCCUUAGA